AUGGCAACUCCCGUCCGCAUCACCGUCCUCAUAUCCGGCAACGGCUCUAAUCUACAAGCCGUCAUUGACAAGACCAGCACGGGUGAACUCCCGGCAACCAUUGUCCGCGUCAUCUCGAACCGCAAGGACGCCUACGGCCUCGAGCGCGCCCGCAAGGCUAACAUACCCACGGAAUACCACAAUCUCGUCAAAUACAAGAAACAAUAUCCCUCAACUCCCGAGGGCGUCCAGCGGGCGCGGGAAGCCUACGAUGCGGAAUUGGCACGAUUAGUGCUCACCGACGGCCCAGAGCUGGUCUGCUGUCUUGGGUUCAUGCACGUGCUUUCGCCGAAGUUCUUGGUGCCGCUGGAGGAGGCAAAACUCCGGAUCAUUAACCUUCAUCCUGCCUUGCCGGGGGCUUUCAAUGGGGCUCAUGCCAUCGAGCGGGCUCACGCUGCUUGGCUGGAAGGCAAGAUCGACAAGACCGGUGUGAUGAUCCACAACGUGAUUUCAGAGGUCGACAUGGGCAAGCCGAUUCUGGUCCGGGAAAUCCCCUUCGUUAAGGGGGAGGACGAAGACCUAGAAAAAUUCGAAGAGAAGGUUCAUCGUAUCGAAUGGGGGGUGGUGAUUGAGGGCGUGCAGCUAACGAUCAAGGAGAUCAGAGGGUAA
Molecule: messenger RNA, 648 nt
Organism: Aspergillus affinis
Lineage: Eukaryota; Fungi; Ascomycota; Eurotiomycetes; Eurotiales; Aspergillaceae
Product: phosphoribosylglycinamide formyltransferase
Exons: 2
Coding region: 1-648 (215 amino acids)
Biological process (GO): 'de novo' IMP biosynthetic process
Cellular component (GO): cytoplasm
Molecular function (GO): phosphoribosylglycinamide formyltransferase activity
Source: RefSeq, a predicted model, not a curated record